Messenger RNA from Sphaeramia orbicularis (orbiculate cardinalfish), 3760 nucleotides. RefSeq names its product NOP2/Sun RNA methyltransferase 6 (gene nsun6). The transcript is spliced from 12 exons. The record is from RefSeq and is a predicted model, not a curated record. Gene Ontology annotation, molecular function: RNA methyltransferase activity; RNA binding. The coding region runs from base 90 to 1484 and encodes 464 amino acids. Gene Ontology annotation, biological process: RNA methylation. NCBI's taxonomy places the organism in Eukaryota, Metazoa, Chordata, Actinopteri, Kurtiformes, Apogonidae.
GUCGACAGUGACGUAUGAGGAAGCGUUCGUGCAUUCACAGGAAAAUCCAUGCUUAGAUAUAACGUUAAAGAUUUGAUAAGAGCAGAAAAAUGCCAAUUUUUCCAAGAAUUUCUCUAAAGCCAGAAGUUUGUGACCACCUAAAGAGCAUCUUCUUAAACAAAGAGCUCUUAGCAGCUGUUGGCCAUCAGGAAGCAGAAUCCCGUUUCCAGAGGCUGCUCAUGUGUCUGUCACACCCUCCGUCAUACACAUGUGUACGGGCCAGUACUCACCUAGCUCCACUGGAGGACAUCAGACAAAAGCUGGGAGAAGAGCUGAAAAGGCAGCAGCAGCAGAUGUGCAGCUCAUCACCAGAAGACGUCUAUGCUCAGAUUCUUCCACACCCACACAUUCCAGAUGUGCUUCUCCUUCCUGUGGAUGGUCCGAGACCUGUGCAGCAGCUCAGCUCCGAGGUGGUGGUUGGUGCUCAGUGUGGCAACGCUGUUCUGAGAGGAGCUCAUGUUUUCGCUCCAGGGAUCAUUGCGAGUCCAAAGUACAUGAAGGCUGGAGAUCUAGUGUCUGUCUUCUCAGACACUGAAGGGAAAUGCACCAGAGGAGCCACAAGUUUCCAGGGGUUGAAAGUGUUUGUGGGUAAUGGUGUUGCUGAGAUGGAUCGCUCCAGCAUAUUUUGCACAGAUGAGCCUAAAAAGGGUAUAGGUGUACGAAUGACAGAGCCACUUUAUCAAAGUCCAUCUUUUGAUGGUGUUCUGCCCAGCCUGGCCUUCCUACAGAAUCUGCCUUCUGUGGUUGUGGGACAUGUGCUUGGGCCUCGUCCAGGAGAACGUGUCCUGGAUAUGUGUGCAGCACCUGGAGGGAAGACCUGUCACAUCGCUGCUCUCAUGGGGGAUCAGGGUGAGGUUGUGGCUCUUGACAGAAUCCGAAACAAGAUAGAUCGCAUUGGUCAAAAUGCCCAGAUGUUGCAUUUACACUCUAUCAAAGUUUAUUGCUUCAACAGUACUCAGGCUGUGAGCAGUGACCCAUCCCAGGACAGUGAAGGGCCUCCGUUCCCACCUGAGAGUUUUGACCGGGUGCUGUUGGAUGCUCCCUGUAGUGGCCUUGGACAGAGACCCAACAUGGCCAGCACUUGGAGCCUUAAGGAGAUCUGUUCAUACCAACCACUGCAGCGCAAAUUAAUACAAGCCGCGGUGCGUUUGUUGAGGAAAGGCGGGGUUUUGGUGUACAGCACCUGCACAGUGACGCUCGCAGAGAACGAGGAGCAGGUAGCCUGGGCGCUCAGAACCUUCCCGUGCCUCACACUUCAACCUCAGGAGCCUCACAUCGGUGCAGAGGGCAUGUUGGGGGCUGGCUUGUCACCUGAGCAGCUGCGCCUCCUCCAGAGGUUCAGUCCCGAGCUGAACUGGGACCAGACGGAAUCAGCUGUUCCACUCCCACACAGAGCCAACACAGACACUAUAGGUUUUUUUAUCGCCAAGUUCCUCAAACACUGACUGGAGGCCAUGAAUUCUGUUUCAAAACGGCAGCAUCGGCUCUCACACGAGACUGCAGACGGGAACAAUGGUGUUUAUAUUCAAACACUGUGUGCUUUGAUGGGGCGGUGUUGACAAAGACGCUCGCUGCGCUGUUUACAGCAUCUGCCUCUUAACAGCUGCUCUCUGAAACUGCGGGCCAUAUAGGGAUAAGCUUUAUAAACACAGAGGGCAGGAGAGAGAGAGAGAGGGGAUGGGAGGGGGAGGCACGUGGGGAUGGAGCAGGGGGGAGAGACUCAAUGAGUAUUGGCAAAUGCAGCAGUGCUAGCGUCGCCAUAACAACAGUGACGACACAGCUGCCAUGGUGACAGAGGAUUCGCUGGAUCUCACAGCGUAGAUCAGGAAGUAGCGUGCGGAAAGAGGUCAUAAGAGGUAUUAACAAUUUAGUGCCUUUUAGCAGCGGGACAACUGGGACCUCUAAUUAGCACUUCAGCUUCAAACAGAAAAACAACGCUGUGCUACGUUUGGUCAAUAUGUGCAUUUGUCCAAUUAAAUGGAAGUUUCUUUAAACACUUGUUUGUGUGUACACUUUUUAUGAGUUAUUAAAUUAUUGGGGUACACUGGUGAAAUGUGAAAUACACACUGCAGUGCACUAAUUCAUCCAACGAUAGCAGAGUUAUGUGUCCAUAAAUCUGCACUGACACUCAUCUAUAGAAUUUAUGCCUGCAGUCUCCAAACGUGGGGCUGGUUCUCCUGUUGUGAGGCAUAUUGAGGACCUUCACACCGACCUCAGCCCAGUCCUUUGUUUUCUGUGGGAUACCAUCAGACUCUUAUCAGUCCGUCCACACAUCUGUCUGGAAAUGCCAGCAGUCUGCACCUCAGCUCUCUACAGCUGUGCAUUUUAUGCAGGGAGGGUGGACUGUUAAAAUGGCUGCUUCAUUCAUUGCAGUAGCUCGAGGUUUUCAAACUAGAGAGUGAUUUUUCUUUGUUUAACAACAGCGAAAAGAUUCUGGGAUCACAUCAGAUCAGUCUGUGUCUUUGGGAGUUGCUUGUUCAGGUUAUUUUGGAAGCAUCUGUGUGUGAAGAAGCAGAAAAAAAACACAGCAGUUUCUUAUUUUAGAUUCAUCCCCGCAGUAUUGUCAUUCAUGUCCAUGUUGUCAUGACAACUCAGGAGGCAUGACGGUGAGUCUACCUCAAUUUUUCAGUAGAGUUUCAGACAACUAUUUAUAGACACUGUCUUCCUCCUGUCUGAGUCUUCUGACAAAACACACAUCAAAAUCUUCUCCCCUUCAUCAAUCCUUUGUUGCCAACUUUAUUCUUUAUAUUUAUGCAUUAUGUACAUACACAUGUACACUGUUAAAAAAUCUGUAGUGCUACAAAUGUAGCAUAGAAAUGGAGGAAGUACAAUUUUCAGGCAAAAUCAAACUAAAGUGAGGGAUGGGGUGGGUGGAAAUGUAAACAGAGGGACAGAGUGCAUUCAAACCUAUGUAAUAAAGUCUAUUCGAGUUAGGUUUCCAGUAUCAUGAACACAAUCAUGAUAUCUGCAGACGUUUAAAGUUGAUCCAACCACCACAGUGUCUCUUUUAACAAGCACAUGAGUAGGUGUUGGUGUGUCUUGAAACAUCUUUUACACCAUCACUUAGCGUUAAUUAGAUCCUGUUUGUGAGUCAGGGAGGUGGCUCAGGAAAGAGAGCAAAUGACAAAAAGACUGUCAUUGUCUUGGUAAACAUUUAAUUGUUUGGAUUAGCUUUUGCAAAUUAAUUUCAGUGAGGAAUAUACUGAAGAGGAUAUCCAAACUUAACAUUCUUUUAACUAUGAACUGGGAAUUAAAGUGGGAGUUCAACAACAUUCAUUAGAAAAAGGGGUCAGACUUAAUAAAAGAUUAACCUAAAUGGAGGUUUGGUAGUAGACCAGCAUUAAGUUGCAAUGUUAUAUCAAAUUGCUUUCACUUGAAACCAAUGUGAAUCAGUAAAAGUGCAGAAUAAAGGGUGUAUCAAUGUUAUAAAAUGUUUCUGGACCCAUACAAAGAGAACAGUACUGCAUGUAAGAGAGGACGUUAUUGAAGAACUCUUUUUGUCUUGUAAGGCAAGACUAAGGUGCACCUCGAAGGAGGCAUAAAUAUGUCUGAAUGUCUAGAACCAUGGAUGCAGAAUUUAAAAAAAAAAAGGAACUACGCAAUUAAUGAACAUAAAAUUAAAAAGACCUCUGCAAAUACAGCAUCAAACUAAGUUUAGUCAACCAUAGCUGUCAACCCCAGCAGUAGUCUGAAGGAACAAAUUAUUCAAGUGGUAGCAAGC